Molecule: messenger RNA, 1784 nt
Organism: Monomorium pharaonis (pharaoh ant)
Lineage: Eukaryota; Metazoa; Arthropoda; Insecta; Hymenoptera; Formicidae
Product: cyclic nucleotide-gated cation channel beta-1-like
Exons: 4
Coding region: 715-1749 (344 amino acids)
Source: RefSeq, a predicted model, not a curated record
UGGAAAUAACUAAUUUUUGCGCGAAUUCUUUUUAUGAGAAAAAUAACGAAUUUUUCAAGAAGAUUCAGGCAUACGAAGAAAAGUGGGAAACUAGUUUACCAAUAAGGUAAGUAGAAAAUCACGCCCACUAUUCCCAAUAUUUUCAGCGUAAGAUGGGAUUAUUGGGUGUAAAUUUCGUGUUUUAUGAGAAUUCUCUUUCAUGAGAAAAAAUAAUGAAUUUUUCGAAAAAGAUACAGACACACGAAGAAAAGUGGGAAACUAGUUUACCAAUAGGGUAAGUAGAAAAUCACGCCCACUAUUCCUAAUAUUUUCUGUCUAAGAUGGGCUUACAGGGUAUAAAUUUCGUGUUCUAACGCGUACAAGUGUUAGUUCUUGUACUUUCGAGUGAGCUGACUUAUUCUUUAAGUCACUUGUACGAGUUUGUUGAGUGUGUGCGAGAAAAAAUAGUUUGAGUGACCAAGUCGAAAAUGGAACCGCGCGCGAUAAUAGCGAGAUUUUUUAUAAUCGUAUGCAAUCAGAGCAAAAAUAUUAAAAAGCGCGAUUAUUUUAAGAAUUUGUCUCGCGACGAUGAAUUUAAUUAUUCAUUAUUCGAGCGUUUCGCGGAAAAGGAAUGUUCCAGCACGAUACUGUGCUUGUUGUGCAAAAUGGGAUAUUUCGAGGAAAACGUUCGGCUAAUAGACAUUAUAUCUCGUAUCGUCGAAGCGCGUUACGCGGAUGAACAAUAUUAUGAAAACGACGCGAGUGGGUGCAUCGCACAAUUCUUACGACGUCGAGACGGGGUGCCGGAAAAUGAGAAUAGAGGAGUGUCAGGUAAGAAAAAAUAUAAAAUAUCUAAUAAAGAAAAAGUUAGUAUUUUAUAUUUUAAUUACGAGUAUUUUUGUAGGUGAGAGACCGGUAGCACUAGUGAACCCUUUUCGUACGCAGUACGGUCGCCUAAGCUUAAGGCGGCGGCGCGAGGCGGAGGUGGCUGAGGAGGCUGUACCUGCACGGAGACGUCGAAUCAGAGAAGCUCCUGUUGCUAUUGUAGCACCAGCAGUAGCAGCAGUAGCACUACCACCACCACCUCCACCACCAUCACCACCACCACCUCGCGUCAUUCCCGUUGUGGAUUUAGUGUCUGAUGACGACACGCAGAACGGGUCCGAUGUUGUGCCGAGCUCGUUCGAUUCAGCGGCGUUAUUUACACCGGUACGCCAAGAAAAAAGAGAAAACGGUUGGAUGGAAGAGGAUACGAUAGAUAGAGUGUUAGCAGAGUGGGAGGAAGGGGAGAUAGAAAGAAAUUUUGAAGAAAGAGAAAACGGCUGGAUGGAAGAGGAUUCGAUGGAUAGAGCGUUGGCAGAGUGGGAGGAAGGGGUGCUGGAAAGAAAUUUUGAAGAGAGAGAUAAUGAACGGGAGAUGGAAGAAGAAGAAGAAGAAGAAAUGGAAGAUGAAGAAGAAGAAGAAGAAGAGGAUGAAGAGGAGGAGGAGGAGGAAAAUGAAGAGUCGGAGGAGGAACAGCAGGAGGAAGAGGAGGAAGAAGAUAACGAGGAUGAUGACGAGGAGUCGGAGGAAGAGGAGGAAGAGCAUGUAGAUGAGGAGUCAGAGGAGGAGGAGGAAAAUGAAGAGUCGGAGGAAGAAGAAAACGAAGAAGAGGAAGAGAGAGAAGAAGAGAGUAAUGCGGAAAGAAAUGAAGAGAUGGGGGAGGAGGAGAUAGUGUUACCAAGCACACUUGACUCGGAGGCGUUAUUUUCGCAGAGUAAGUAUUUAUAAUGAGAUUUUUCACAAUUCGUUACAUUUCAGGUAAA